Oncorhynchus gorbuscha (pink salmon) is the source of this 2277-nucleotide messenger RNA. RefSeq names its product sororin-like. Bases 533 to 1285 code for a protein of 250 amino acids. The record is from RefSeq and is a predicted model, not a curated record. NCBI's taxonomy places the organism in Eukaryota, Metazoa, Chordata, Actinopteri, Salmoniformes, Salmonidae. The transcript has 5 exons.
AGAAACGCCCACCGGAUGCUUCAAACGUAUACAUCCGUUGAAAUCUCUGGCAAAUGUUUCUAUCUGUGUUUAUCGUAGGUUUUCUUCAUUACAUUUUUAUUUGGCGGUUGCAACAAAAUGAAAGGUGUAUACUGGAGUGUUAAUCUAUUUAUUUGAUCUAGCCCUGUGUUUCCGCCUACUAUUCUGGAGUUUAUCAUAGUUUAGUGCAGUACUGAAGUAAAUGGUUGUAGAGAGACGUAAACAACGGACAGGAAGUGGCAAUCUAGCACUUCGGUACUUCCAGGCGGGCAAUUUUGAAACGAGUAGGACUUCAGCUAGGGAGAUCAAGCAAAGUGAACUACUACAGUAUUUAUCUAGCUAGCAAGUUAUCCACUCGCAAUAUUGCAUUACAUCGGUUUUGCAUUAGUUAUUAGGGGCCUAGUCAGCUUUUUAUAUUUAUUUGUUAACUAUACAAUUAUCUUUUCUCAUUUCGUAAGCUAGCUUGUUAGCUACUGAUUUUAUAUUGGUAAAUCAAGCUGGAUAGGCGGCAAGGAUGACCAACGAGACACCACAACCCGUUUUGGCUGAUUCUACCUGCCAGCCACGAAGGAGGUCAAUGCGGUUGACCUCUCCAAAUGAUAAUGUCUCCAACUCUGCUCCUACAGAUGCCGUAAAACGCUGCAUCACUGUGAGGAAGAUUGCACCCAGGAAAACACAAGUCAAUGUCCCCUCUGAGGACCACACAGAAAAUGAACAAAGAUUGAUUGAAGGCAGUCCUAAGAAGUCCCAAAUCUAUACCCCAGGACCUGCCCAGGUCCCUACACCAAAAGCCACCAUGCUCUCCCCGAUCUUGGCCCCCUCACCACCCUGUCCACAGGCUGCAGCAAACCCAGAAGACUCAGCAUGGUCACAAAAGGUGCGGAGGUCUUAUACCCGCCUAAGCAUAGGGGACCCUUCAUUUGAAAGUCACCAGGUCAUGUACUCCUCAUCUCCUCAGCGUCGGGAGACCCUGUUUGGAUUUGAGAAGCUUCAGACACCUCAGGUUCUCCGCAAGGUUGAGAAGUUCAGGGUGGGCCCUGAAGCCUCCAGGUCUCUCUGUGGAGUCAGCUCCUUCACCCUGCUGGUAGGGGACAACAGUGCUGCUCCCGACCCAGAGCCAGAUUUCAAUAUCCCUGGUGUCGCUGUGGUAAAGGAGAAGAGGAGGAGGAAGGUUCCUCAAAUAAAACUGGCAGAGCUGGAUGACCUUGCGGCAAAGAUGAAUGCGGAGUUUGAAGAGGCAGAAGGAUUUGAAUUGUUGGUGGAAUAAACUCAGGGGUCAUCUACAAACACUUUGACAUGUGACUUGAAAGACUGGUUGCCAAUACUGGAGAAAGUUAAUGUUUUUAAUUUCAUUAUUGAAUUACAAAGACAGUGAAGAAGAGUUCAAUUUUUAUUUGAAUGAAUAUGCCACCUAUGGGAAACCAACAGGAUUAAUUUACAAGACAAAUGUUGAUUUUUUAAAAAUAUUUGUUUUAAUACAAACAAAAAAAUUCAGUUGGAAAUGUCAGAUUGGUAAUCACCAACAAUGUAUCUCAAGAAAGAAUUCUAGCUUCAAGGAUGUUCCUGUCACUUUGAUAUGUUAAUAGUUAUUUGUUUUUUGAAAUCACAACUUCAUUAGGUCACUGGGACAUCAUAUUGUGUUGAUGAGCACCCUUUAUAUUUUAAAUGAUUUGCUCAAUCAUUGUUGGAUUACAGGUGUGUUUUAACCUAAAAGAAUUAUUUACAAAGCACCUGUCACAUUUUGUUCCCUGGAGGUUGCGCUCACCCUCUCAUUGUGGCUUCUUCCAUCACUGUUAUUUUAUUUUGUAUUAGUGUAAAUGUAAUUAGUUUCUUUAUUCCACUCAUCGAUGAUAGUUUAGAUGUUAGUGAUUUAAGACUUAUAUUAUCUGAUCACCACUCCAUAUCAAUUGGAAACGUGUUCUUAUUGGCUGACCAUGUCCGUUACUGACUCAAGUCUAUCAUAUGGUUGAUCUCUGCUUUGUUUAGUUUUUCUGUAAGAAGUCAUGUUGCUUUUUAGAAUUGUUCUGUUAUCAUGAAUAUAAUAAAUAGUUUGUUAUUCUGUGUAACUCUUCCAGUUCGAAUAAUUACUGUAUGAAACAGUUCAUUUUUUCCUUUGAUCUAUGCAUUUGUGAUAACAACUGUGCUACAUAAUGCGUUCAUUAUAGUCAUUCAUUUUUAUCUUUUAAAGAUACUUUUUGAAGUAACAUUUUACCAGGCCAGUGAUAAAAAAUAAAAAAUAAAUAAAAAAUUAAAUGUCAA